GCUUCCUGAUCUCCAAGUGCUGCUUCCCCGUCUUCAAAGCCAAGACUGGCAAAGCCAAGCGGGUCCGGACCAUCUUCACCAGCGACCAGCUGGCCCGGCUGGAGAAGGAGUUUGCGCGACAGCAGUACAUGGUGGGCACGGAGAGGUGUCUGCUCGCCUCCUCCCUGCACCUCACUGAAGAGCAGGUCAAAGUCUGGUUCCAAAACCGGAGGAUCAAGUGGAGGAAACAAAGUCUGGAACAGCAACAAGCCAAACUGGCCAAAAUGGGGUUAACCACCUCCCAGAGGAGCCCCGACUCACAGAGCCACCAUG
Molecule: messenger RNA, 312 nt
Organism: Antrostomus carolinensis (chuck-will's-widow)
Lineage: Eukaryota; Metazoa; Chordata; Aves; Caprimulgiformes; Caprimulgidae
Product: homeobox protein not2
Exons: 2
Biological process (GO): regulation of transcription by RNA polymerase II; central nervous system development; neuron differentiation
Cellular component (GO): nucleus
Molecular function (GO): RNA polymerase II cis-regulatory region sequence-specific DNA binding; DNA-binding transcription factor activity, RNA polymerase II-specific
Source: RefSeq, a predicted model, not a curated record